AUGAUUUAUUCUUAUAUAUAUAUUGCAGAAAUUCUAAAAUUCAAAAUCAUAGAAUUUGAAAAGUACGAAGAGGUUAAUGAUGCAAAGUUAUACGAUAUUAAAGAAGAACUUUUUAAAUUAUAUAAAUCUCCAAACGAACAUAAUACACCUCUGCAGAAUAAUGAUUUUAAUUGUGGACAAGAGAGCAAUAGAUAUUCAAAAUGGAUGUUGGCCAUAUCUAAUCAAGUUAAAUAUAUGAACCAAGACGUGAUCUUUGUAGCAAUAUCUUGUGUGACAGAAACUGACAUGUUGGUCAAGAAUGAUGAAUCAAUAAAUUUAGAUAAUAUUUCAGAAAUUGAAGAAAUUAAAAUUGACGAUUUGGGAGAAAGUGGAGAAAGUAAUCAUUUAAGUGGAAAAACUGUUAUUUAUAAAAUGGUGUUAAAUUUAAAAAUGGAAAAGAAUUAUACCAAAGAAUGGAAAGUGGAAAAUAUGGGAGGGGUCGUUUUAUUUGUUCAUGAUAAAACCACCAGGGAUUUAUUAGCAACAAAAACCUAUUGCUUUAUUUUUAAUGCUUGUGGAAUUCAUAGGCUCAAAUAUUGUGACGAUUAUAUUGAAGAUUUGGAACAUUUCAAUUAUCCGAAAAGACUUUAUAACGAGUUAAAUAAUUUAUUCAGGUCAAAAACUUGCUUCUCACGAAUCAAAAAUUCCGUAUUUGAUCAUUAUUUUUAUAUUAAACAAUAUAAAGAAGGGGUUCAAGUAAUGCAAUUAUAUGAUUUAACGACCAUGCAAAUACGACAAAUUUUUAAUAUGCAUGAAGAAAAUAAAUAUUCAGACAACUAUAGCAAACCCAUAUUGGCAAUUUCGAAAAAUGAGCAAAUCAUUGCUUUUUCUUCUGGAAAUGGAAAAUUAUCCCUUUAUUUGAUAGAAAAUGGUCUUGAAAUCAUUAGCAAAAAUUUUGAAAAGAAUACUAAAAUCAUCGCAUGUGAAUUCAAGGAUGAUGACAAAUUAAUGAUAAUUAUUAAAAAAUCCAAAAGUAAACAUGGAGAAAUGUUACUUUGGUAUUUAUAUAAUUCAAAGAAUAGAUUUCGACCUGUCUGUAAAAACCUUGAGUUGGAUGAGGAUGAUGAAAAUCCUUCAUAUAAUGCAAAAAUUCCCGGCAAGUUCGUAUCGGUGAAUUCUAAUGGUUCUAUAUUAUCAAUAUAUGAUAGUAUACUUAAGAUCAAAUAUAUUCAAGAUAAAAGUUUGGCACCUCCUUAUAGUAUUGUCAUUUCUACCGAUAAAAACCAAGAAAGAACACCAAAUAAGAUGAUUGAAAUGAAAUAUGAUUAUGUUCAUAGCAUUUUUCAUCAUGAUCCUUCAAAAAUGGAACCACAACCAUUCUUUCACAAUAGUGAACCAUGGAUAAACAAAAUUUCUGAAAAAAAGAUGUGGAUAUAUCUUGAUAAAGAAGAAUCAAUGCAAUUGUAUAUUGGAACAAAUACUAUCCAAGUGUGGCGUAAAAUUAUGAAGAAAAAGCAAAAAUUUGUUCUCGAAUAUUUUUGGGCAGAUAAUGAUUACAAAAAUAAUAAUACUUUGGAAGUGUUGGAAUUAAUCGUUUAUUAUCAUGGAUUUCACCUUACAGUCAAAUGGAAAGAAAUCGCAAGUGAUCAAUAUACUCAUAUUCAAUGGCCAUAUGAAAAUUAUGAAAUUCCAAUACAACAUGCUUGUAAUGCUCUUGAAUAUUUGAAUUAUCAAAGAAAUCACUUAAAUGGAUAUGAUAAUCAACACGCAUUUGAAAAAAUUAAAGGUAAUAUUUCUGCAAUGAUCUGGAAAUUUAUCAAAAAUUAUCCAGAUAUUUGGAGAAUGAUGGAUAUUCGUUAUAACCUUAUGAAGAAGAUUAUAAUUAGUGGAUCUAAUCCUCUUAUUAAAAAUAUUUUAUUUGGUGAGCAUAAAUAUUUGCAUAUACCAAGAAGAACUCGAUGGGCUGAUUCUGAUCAUUCCUUGAGUGAUUUACAAACAGCCAUUAAAUUAUAUGUAGAACGUAACCGUAGAAUUUUAAUAGUUACGUAUUUACUUGAAUAUUACGCAACAAAUGCAUCCGAACACCCCGGAUGGUUAAUCACUAUUUCAGACUCAUUACCAUAUUUAUAUGAAUUUAAAUUAGAACUUUAUGUGAGCGAAUUAUUUUAUAAAAGAUGCAUGGAGGGGAUAGAAAUAUCCAAUAUCAUUGAAUAUACUGAUAUUGUACCUAAAAACUUUCAAGUGGCUUUAAAAAUAAAACAGGAUUUUUUGGCAUUUAAUCCUAUUUCGAAACUCAUUUCUAGAAGUAAACAGAAAAUUAGUUUUAAAUGUUUAGGAGAUAAAAUUGAGUUGGGACUGAAAAAACUUUAUGUAAAGAUUUUUGCAAAUGAACAUGAAAAUUACAUUCCAACUGUAAACAUGGUCCCCUUAUACAAUUUUACUGUUAAUAAUACACCUCAUAAAAGGGAAAUUGACGACAAAUCAUUUAUUAUAAAACUUUUGAGAUUAUUAUUUAUCCCUCGAAGUUUUGCCGUAAAAAAUUCAGACAGUCGUUUACUUAGUCCAUUUGUUCAGGUUAUUAGAUUAGAAAAAAAUGAUGAUAUAUUUAAUAAUCCGGUAAUGGAAGCUGUAAUUAAUUACAAAUGGCGUCCGGCAAGAAAGUAUUUCCUUCAACUUUUUUUUAUAUAUAUCGUAUUCGCAACUUGUUUUGCGGGAAUUUGUGGAACAUAUCUAGCACAUUUUGAAUCAGCAACAAGAUUUUCUCGUGAUAUCUUAAUAUUUGUUUUUAUCCUAUUUUAUUAUUCGGGAAGUUAUUUAUUGAUUGUCGAAUUUAAACAGUUUGUCCAUUAUGGUUGGAGACAUUAUUUUAAUUUAUUUAAUUGUGUAGAUUUGUUUUCGGUCAUUAUAGCAAUGGUUGUAAUGUCAAUUCAUGCCACUCCUUCAUUUAGCAUUAAAGAUGCAUUUGCUAAUGCUGUAACAACCCAAGAAAUAGCCGUUGCCAUCACUUUUACAAUGUUGUUGCUUUGGUUUGAAUUUAUUUUAUACCUUCGAUUAUUAGCAGUAAUAGCUGGAAUAGCGCAUAGUUUUUUACUUUUAUUACAACAUCCCGAAUUUACAAAUCUUGAUCAAACCGAAAAUAAUCCAGCUAGAAAUUAUGUAACUUCAUUUAUUUCAACGUAUAAUUGGUUAAAUGGUGAGUUUUUACAACAAGAUACGUGGAAUUUUUGGGCGGUAAAGGUCAUUACGUUAUUUGGUAGCAUGCUUCUGAUAACUAUCCUUCAAAAUAUGUUUAUUGCCUUCAUAUGGGGUGUAUAUGCUGAAGCAUAUACAAAAGGUGGUGCCGCAUUAUUAAGAUUUCGUGCCGAAUCAAUUUCUGACUAUGAAGCAUUAGAACAAAUAUAUUUAUAUCCUCCGAUCCCAGAACCAAAGUAUAUUUAUUAUUUAGGUAAAUCCAAAAGUUAUAACGCAUGGGAUUCAGAGGUUAAGAGUCGAGAAUCCGAGGAAAACAAAUUAUAUAAUGAUUACGAAGAGAAGAUGAUAGAAACUCGAUUACCGUAUGUGGAGAAUGAUGAUGAUCUUUGGCGGGAUUGUAGAACCACAAAUGAGGAUGGUUAUGAGAUGGAAUCUGAUGAUAAUAAUUCCGAGGAUGAGGAAGAUGUCGCCAAGGUUACGUCGCUUGACAAGAAGGUUGAAGAUCUCAAGGAUAUAGUUAAUGACCUUAAUGGAUAUCAUGAAUUUGGUCGUUACUUUAUUGAUCAAUUGCUUCAAGAAGCUUUUCGAUCAAAUAACGUUAAAGUCACACAACGUUUUUAUACGUAUAUAUACGUUGAUUAUAAAAAGGGGGAUACUUUGAGAAAUACUUUGAUGAUAAGUAAAACUUGGUUUCAACCUUUCAUUAAAAGGUUAAAAAAAGUAGAUGAGGAAAAAAGGAUGGAAUGGAAGUUAAAUCAUAACAGUUAUAAUUCGGAGGAUGUGGUGAAAAAUUAUUUAAUUGAUAAUAUUGAUAAGAUUUUACCCGGUUUUCAUUAUCUCGUUGACUUUGAAUGGUGUGUUAAGAAAGGUUAUCAUCAUUGUGAACAUUAUGAAGUUGGUGAUCUGGUUUUUGGGUCUGAGCAUGGCGUUUACAUUAUAAUUGAAACAAAGCGUCUUAACACGAAUUCCACAAGAAAUAUCUCUAGAAGUAAAGUUAAGAAGCAGGUCAAAAAAUAUAAAGAAUUUGAAAAAGAUAAAUUUGUGAUAAAAGUAAUUGAAGCUUCAUACACAAAUGAUACUCUCGAAUUUGUAGAUGAUCAAGGUCAAGAAAUCGCAAAGUUUAUUGAACAUCAUUAUCUUAACAACAGAAAAUGGGGAAUAUUGGAUGUGGUGAUUCUGUCAGCGGCAAAGGCUUUCUUUUUCGAACCUGAUAAUCCAAAUGGUUCCACAGAUUUUCGAUGGGGUUUAGAUCGGGGCUCUGUGCCACCCAGUCUAAAAUCGGAAUACUAUAUGACAGGGCGUCCCAUCUUGUUGAAAAAUGGAGUUUGGAAUCCAUAUUUCCUUCUACCACAACCAAAGGACCAACCCCAUGCCAACCAAAACAUCCCAAAACAUCACUGA
This is a messenger RNA of Funneliformis geosporum, 4572 nucleotides long. The record is from the annotation of a GenBank genome assembly. Lineage: Eukaryota; Fungi; Glomeromycota; Glomeromycetes; Glomerales; Glomeraceae.